Molecule: messenger RNA, 497 nt
Organism: Suncus etruscus (white-toothed pygmy shrew)
Lineage: Eukaryota; Metazoa; Chordata; Mammalia; Eulipotyphla; Soricidae
Gene: PIN4
Product: peptidylprolyl cis/trans isomerase, NIMA-interacting 4
Exons: 4
Coding region: 98-493 (131 amino acids)
Biological process (GO): rRNA processing
Molecular function (GO): DNA binding; peptidyl-prolyl cis-trans isomerase activity
Source: RefSeq, a predicted model, not a curated record
GCUAUUUUCAGGCAGUUAUUUAGGACAUACCCAUGGGUCCUGAAGGGGCCUUGUAAGCCUACUAAGCAAUUGAAAUAUACAUCAGCGAGGUUUGGAGAUGCCCCCCAAAGGGAAAAGCUGCUCCGGGAAAGCGGGGAAAGGGGGAGGAGCUUCUGGGAGUGACAGUGCUGACAAGAAGGCUCAGGGUCCCAAAGGUGGUGGCAAUGCAGUAAAGGUCAGGCACAUUCUGUGCGAAAAACAUGGAAGAAUCAUGGAAGCCAUGGAAAAGUUAAAGUCUGGAAUGCGAUUCAAUGAAGUGGCCACACAGUAUAGUGAAGAUAAAGCCAGGCAAGGGGGUGACUUGGGUUGGAUGACCAGAGGCUCUAUGGUAGGACCAUUUCAAGAAGCAGCAUUUGCCUUGCCUGUGAGUGGUCUAGAUAAACCUGUCUUUACAGACCCUCCAGUUAAGACUAAAUUUGGUUAUCAUAUUAUUAUGGUAGAAGGGAGAAAAUAAAAGU